Molecule: messenger RNA, 934 nt
Organism: Sinocyclocheilus grahami
Lineage: Eukaryota; Metazoa; Chordata; Actinopteri; Cypriniformes; Cyprinidae
Gene: gabra3
Product: gamma-aminobutyric acid type A receptor subunit alpha3
Exons: 8
Coding region: 173-934 (253 amino acids)
Biological process (GO): monoatomic ion transmembrane transport
Cellular component (GO): membrane
Molecular function (GO): GABA-A receptor activity; extracellular ligand-gated monoatomic ion channel activity
Source: RefSeq, a predicted model, not a curated record
AUUUCAGCAUCUGAGGCAAAUACUUCAAAAUUCACCCAUUGGACAUGAAAGAAUUCACUGGAAAAUAAGUGGAAAGACAGAGGGAGAAAUCAGCUGCCAGAGCUCAGAAAGUGUCUGAAGUCCGUCGGAAGAAAACAAGGAUUUAUCUCUGGCAUUCAGAACUCAGAGUGAUAUGGCUGGCAUUCUCCGCAAGCUCGCAGCAUGCAUCCCCUGCGUGUGGAUCUUCCUCAUGCUUUUCAACCCCAGCUUGCAAACCGGGGUUGUAACAGGUCACCGAGAACCCAUUCCUGAUGACAGCAAAGACAACAUCACCAUCUUUACCCGGAUCUUGGACCGCUUGCUGGAUGGUUACGAUAACAGAUUGCGUCCCGGACUAGGAGAAAGUGUGACUGAGGUGAGGACAAACAUCUAUGUGACAAGCUUCGGGCCAGUAUCAGACACAGAUAUGGAGUACACGAUUGAUGUGUUCUUCCGGCAAAGUUGGCGGGAUGAGAGGCUGAAGUUUGAUGGGCCUAUGCAGGUUCUUCCACUUAACAACUUGCUCGCCAGCAAGAUCUGGACUCCGGAUACUUUCUUCCACAAUGGCAAGAAGUCAGUAGCCCACAAUAUGACUACACCCAAUAAACUCCUGCGGCUGGUAGACAACGGAACACUUCUCUACACAAUGAGUUUCUGCUUCCAGUCUACGAUGCAAGCAAGCGAUCUAGUUUCGUCGCACCCAUCAACCUAUGCCUACACCAACAAUGAGGUUAUCUACAUCUGGACAGCAGAUGAUGAGAAAUCUGUUUCUGUGGCUCCUGAUGGCUCUAGACUCAACCAGUAUGACCUGUUGGGCCAUGUCAUUGGCAAAGAGACCAUCAGCUCCAGUACAGGCAAAAGUGAAACAAGCAAGCAGACUGAGAGUUUCAAUGACGAUGCAGUUCUGAUAUUGUGA